AUGAAGAUACAAACGAAUGCUGUUAACAUCCUGGAGAGAACCUCAGCGUUUUUGGAGUCGGGGGUGAUUCAAAAGGUCCCCGCGUGGUACAAUGUCGUGGCAGCGAACCCGCCAAAAAAGAAGUUUGAACGAAAGCCCAUAUUUGUAAAUCCGUCAACGGGCAAAGCGCGUGUUAACCUGAAGUCCUUUUUGGACAGUAAGAGAAAUGCGCAUGAAAUAUACAAAACGAGAUACAGCAUGGCGGAUAAACAGGUCUCGCACAACGCAUUGUACAGGCCGCCGAAACUAGUUUAUCUAGAAGAUCAACUGAGACAGUUAUUUUAUGACCAACACCCGUGGGAGAGGUCCAGACCAAUGAUUCUAAUUGAGAAUAAUGUAACCCCGAAAUUUGACUGGAGCAGAAUUCAGCAGCUCGGUAAGAGACUGGACGGUGAAAGCGUUGUUCAAAGGGCGUUGUUUUUAUUGGAAGGGGGACAUUGCGAUUCUCUUUCUACCGCUUACGACAAAGCAAGGUUCGAGUUUUACCGUAUACGGAUGCAGCAAGAACUAGAGGAGCAGAUUUCUCAAGAAGAGGCAGCCAUGUAUGGUUCGGUCUACACCCAAUCUGCCAUAGAAUUCGGUCUUGAAAAGGAAGGAAAGGUCAUAGAAACGUGGAAGAGGAGAGUUAUUAAGGAAACUGAAGCUAUGUUGGCAAGACGUGCAAGCCCAUCCGAGUCGUGGAACCCAGAGGAAUUGGAAGGUGAAAACGAAGAAACCGCUGAAGAGAAGGAUGGACAGGAAGUAGAGAAUCUGUUCCUAUAG
Huiozyma naganishii CBS 8797 is the source of this 801-nucleotide messenger RNA. RefSeq names its product mitochondrial 37S ribosomal protein mS23 (gene RSM25). Gene Ontology annotation, molecular function: structural constituent of ribosome. Lineage: Eukaryota; Fungi; Ascomycota; Saccharomycetes; Saccharomycetales; Saccharomycetaceae. Gene Ontology annotation, cellular component: mitochondrial small ribosomal subunit. The coding region runs from base 1 to 801 and encodes 266 amino acids. The transcript has a single exon. The record is from RefSeq and is a predicted model, not a curated record.